CCGGCCGCCUCGCCGCCAUCCGUCACCUCGCCGCCUGCCGCACUCCUGGAGCGAGAGAGCGGCGAGCGAGCCAGGGCGAUGGUGCCGCCCGCGGCGCAGCCAUGGAGCCCGCCCGAGGAGCCCCCGCGCGCCGCUGCCAGCCUGCCCGCAGCCCGCCGCCUGCGCGCCAGCUCCCCGCGACUCGGGCCGGCUGUUGCCGCCCCGCCAGCCACUGUCCGCCCCUCCGCUCGGCGCCACUGAGCCCCACGCCCGUGCCGGGCUCGGGGACGCGGGCGCCCUAGUCCCGCCGCCGUCGCCGCCGCUGCUGCUCCUCCACCGGAGCUGCCGCGCCGCCGAAGAGGAGGAAGAGAAGGCGGAGGAGGAAGCUGAGGCCCAUGUCUUCCAAAUGAGCUCACGGGGCCCUCCCAGAGGCCAGUGGAUUAUGAUGCCAGAUGGGCCUGAAGCAAACCAUCCAGCUGAGUGCUGCUGCAGAAGAAAGGAGCCUCAGGUCAGGACCAGCACUGGGCCAUCCAGAGGAGAGGCGACCGGGAAGGAGCUGGGUUCCUUAAACCUCUCCUCUCUGACAGUCAUGUGAUGCAGGAAGAGAGUGCAAAUGAUAUGGAAUGUGAGCAGCUGCCAGCAGAGACGCUGCGACAAGUGACCAUUCACCGAGACCCCAUAUGUGGCUUUGGCUUCGUGGCUGGCAGUGAGAGGCCUGUGGUGGUGCGAUCUGUGAGGCCAGGAGGCCCCUCUGAGGACAAGCUCCUGGCUGGUGACCAGAUUGUGGCUAUUAAUGAGGAGGACGUGAGUGAAGCCCCCAGGGAGAGGUUCAUAGAGCUUAUCAGGAGCGCUAAGGAAUUCAUCGUUCUUACAGUUCUGCACACUCAUCAGUCCCCCAAAUCUGCCUUCAUCAGCGCUGCAAAGAAGGCCAAGCUGAGAUCCAAUCCUGUGAAGGUCCGAUUUUCUGAGCAGGUGGCAGUUGGAAAAACAGACGCAAAAAUGAUGAAGAAAGAAGCUCUUCUCCUCAUUCCCAACGUCUUGAAGGUUUUCUUAGAAAAUGGGCAAAUCAAGUCAUUCACAUUUGAUGGCCGGACCACUGUCAAGGAUGUUAUGGUGACGUUACAGGACCGUCUUUCCCUGAGGUACAUUGAGCACUUUGCUCUUGUCCUUGAGUAUGCUGGACCAGAGCAGAACCACAAGUUCCUGCUUCUCCAAGACAAGCAGCCCCUGGCUUAUGUGGUGCAGCGGACACACUAUCAAGGAAUGAAAUGCCUCUUCCGAAUAAGCUUCUUUCCCAAAGACCCUGUGGAGCUGCUGCGUCGAGAUCCUGCUGCUUUUGAGUACCUGUACAUCCAGAGCCGGAACGAUGUUAUCAGAGAACGCUUUGGAAUGGACCCCAAGCCAGAGAUGCUUUUGGGCCUUGCUGCCCUUCACAUCUAUAUCACUGUCUCAGCCACUCGACCUAGUCAGAAGAUCUCACUCAAGAAUGUGGAGAAGGAGUGGGGCCUGGAGCCCUUUCUUCCCCCCUCCCUCCUGCAGGGCAUCAAGGAGAAGAAUCUCCGGAAAUCUCUCUCUCAGCAACUGAAGGCCCACCAAACACACCCUUCCAGCAGCACGAAGGGCUCUGCAAUUCAGGCAAAGCUCCAGUAUCUUCGAAUUCUGAAUGAACUUCCGACCUUCACAGGCGUUUUGUUCAACACUGUGGGCCUGGAUGAGAAGCAGUCAGCCACCACUCUCCUGGUGGGACCCCGUCACGGCAUCAGCCAUGUUAUUGACCUCAAAACCAACCUCACCACUGUGCUGUCCGAGUUCAGCAAGAUCAGCAAGAUCCAGCUGUUCCGGGAGAACCAGGGCGUGGCCCGGGUGGAGACCAGCAUCAUGGAUGCCAAGCCUCUGGUGCUGUUGAUGGAGUGGCCUGAAGCCACCAACUUUGCCUGCCUGAUUGCGGGGUACUGCCGUCUCCUGCUGGAUUCCAGGAAGAUGGUCUUUUCCAGGCCUGCCAGCCAGCCUCUUCCACCUCCAAUGAUCAAGGCAGAUUACAUGCACAGCGCCCACCGCCCUGUCACUGGGGGCCACCUGGGGAAAAAGGAGAGUAGUUAUGUGGGCAGCAUGGGCACCAGCCCCAGGAAGUCGAGCCGCUGCACACCCCCGCCUGCCGACUCUGAGCUUGUCAGCUUUUGCUACCUCCACAUGCGGGAACAAAGGAAGGAGCAGGAAAGCCGGACAGAUGUCAAUGAGAACUUAAUCUUCUUUGAGGAGACCAGGCCCCGGACCAAGUCUGAUCCCACGUCCAAAAGCUCUGGCCAAGGUUACGGUGUAGUCCCUGAUGACUUUGAUGCAGCCAGCCUAGACCAUGAGCCCUGUGCAAGCAGGGUCCGGUCCUACACCUUGGACAAGUCCCCUGGGGCUGAAGCCCUGAAUUUCUACUGUGAUUCUUGCAAAGCCAAACUCCAGGAGCAGCUGGGCCCUUGCAAAGGCGGGAGGCCUGGCUCUUCUCGUGACAAUAUGGUAGACUUGAUGUCCCUCCCACCCCCAGGGAGUGAGGAGGAGGAGGAAGAGGAAGAUGAGAGCACUUCACUGUUGCCUGCCAUUGCCGCCCCACCUCCGGGUUUCCGAGACAACAGUUCUGAUGAGGAUGACCCCAAGCGCCGGGCCGUCCAGAGCCAGGAGCAAGGACGCCACCUGCGUGGGCUCCUGUACGAUGAGAUUCCAGUGACAUUGAUUGACAGUGUGCAGACCCGUACAGUCCGAGAUCAUGCCCAGGAGCUAGAUGAUGCCCUGGUGUCCACUCUGCAGGCUCUGGAAGCCCUGGCAGCCUCAGAGGAUGGGCCACACCCCCCACCCCCACAGACUGCAGGUCUGAUUGUGCUGGCCACAAUCACCCCAGAAUCAUCGUUGGACUCCGGCCAUGAAACCAACUCCUCAGAGCUCACGGACAUGUCAGAGAUGAUGUCUGCCAUGAAGCAGCACCAGAACACCACCUACUUCCUAGCCCAGCACCUCAACAAGGACAGCCUCCUAGCCCGCAAGGACCUGCCCUUCCGGAUUCAAAGCUGUGCAGCCCAGGCUGUUCUCACAGCCCCUUAUUCUCUUGGGCGCCCAGAUCCCAACUCAUCCCUGCAGCCAGCUAUCACAGGCCAGAGUCCUGGCGCCCCUGGCGCUCGGAGGAAGCUGCCCUCGUCAGAAUCCCAGCCACAGCGAGAGCGAACAUACACGUUGGCAGUGCACCCAGCACUGUCCCCACAGCUUAGUGACCAGAAAAAUCUGAGUCUGCUGUCCCCUGCUCCUGAGGACAAAGGGUCUGUCCACACUAGGGCAGGUCUAGAGAUGUCACUGAGGGCAGCCACACCAUCCCUCAAUGAAGAGCAGGUCUCCGAGCUAAGGGAGAACCUGCCCAAGGAGGUCAGGUUGAGCCCCAAGCUUAUCCUGGACCCAAAGGGCAGUGUGACCCCAGCCAUCAUCUCGGCCACCCUACAGCAGGUGGUUUCCACCAAGAGCCUACCUGCCCCUGGUGGGGCCUUGGGGAACACCCCCAGCAGUGGGGAGAAGAGGCUGGAGGCCUGCAUUGGGAGGCCAGAAGUUAGCAUGAUGAGCAGUAGUGCCAAUAAGAAUCUUAAGUUCAAAGUGAGUCCCAGUGCUCCAGAGACCUCGCACAGUUCGCAGCAGCAGCUGAGCCCAGAGGUCUCUUCUAGCUCCAGAGCACCCGCGGGCAGCCGGACUGACAGCCUGCACCUCACCCCACAAGAUGACAGGCUGCCUGUUGAAAGCUUACCUCCCAAAAGCUAUCUUUUACGAGCAAGUCGAGAGACAGUAGGCAAGCAAGCUACAGGGGAGGUGGCAGGCAAGGGUGGGUCAGAGGGUACUAAGCCUUCUCUACACAAGCAGGGCACCGUCUCUGGCCAGGCAGAGAAGGGGCAGCUGGAGAGCACACCCCAAAGCAGCAAGCUUGAGGAGAUGAGCCUGGUCCCCAGAGCUGGCUACCCUGUGGCUCUGCAGAGCCCAAGCUGCCAGCCUCGAGGUCAGAGCCCCAGCAGCCAGUCCCGAGGCCAGAGCCCCAGCUGCCAGCCUCGAGGUCAGAGCCCACUGAGGCCCCAGGCUGCUAUCCGGCAGGUGAGCACCAUGCCCUCCAGGAAGCUUGAAACGACCCUGGAUACAGCCCACUCGGCCUCUGAAGGCCCAACAAAGCCAAAGUCAUCCCGAGGUCCUUUCCGGCUACGCAAUUUAUUCUCUGCCACCUUUCCAACCCGCCAGAAGAAGGAGACAGAUGAGCGGCAGGUCCAGCUGCAGAAGGUAAAGCAAUAUGAGCUGGAGUUCCUCGAGGAACUUCUAAAGCCACCAAGCCAGGGAGAGCUGCCAAGCACCGAGUACCUGCAACCUCCAGCCCCAGGCCGCUGCAGCUGCCAGCUACGCAGCAGCCCCGUGCAACAGGGGCCCGGCAUGUCCCGUGAGCAGAGGCGCAGCUGCGAUUGCAAGCGCAUCUGCCGGGGGGGCCGACCUCAGGCCCCACAGACGCCGGUGCCCAGCCUCCGGGGAAGGGAGAGGGAUAGGGUCCCCCCUACCCUGAGGCAGCCAGAAGCAGGCCCAGGCUUGAGCCUCAGCAGCCCCACUAAUGUCCAACGUAUCCGCUCUACCAGCCUGGAAUCCCGAGAGUGCCGCUCGGACCCUGAGAGUGGUGUUUCCUGCCUGACCACGUGUGCCUCGGGGGGUGAGUGCCUGGGAGCUCCCAACUACAGGAAGCUGAUGCGCCGCUACAGUAUCAGUGAGCUGGACCAGGGUGACAGGGCCUCACUGACCUCAGACGUCUACCCACACCCACCCCUGGGCAUGCUACCCAGGGAGGCCAAGGAGGUGGAGGCAGGCCUUCUCCUUGGCUUGGGCCCCAAAACCAAGUCGCCAGAGUCCCCAACAUUGGGAGACCCCUCAUAUGUCCAGGUCGCCCCUGAGACCAAAGGCCCCAGACAGAUGGCUGUGUUCUCCCUGCCAGAAGAGGUGUACCGGAAGCCUGCCGAGCUUGACGAGGACAGUGAGAGCAGCAAGUGCUGCUCCAUCCGCUACUGCUUCUAUUACCGCAAGUGCGACAUGGCAGAUGACGCCAGUGACGGCAAGGAUGAGCUGUCCUACUCCAUCCCCAUGAAGAUUCUGCCCGGCAUGAAGCUGGACGAGCAGGUGGUGCCUGUGGUUAGCAGGACCCUGCAGGUGCUGGAUGCCGCCACCUGCAGCAGCAGUCUCGAGGCCUCCCACACCCAGGAGAUUGACCUGCGGGUGUCCACCUUUGAGGGGAGCCUGGCCAAGAUCAAUGCCCUUCGGGCACAUGCCUAUGGCCUGCCUGAUGGCUUUCUGGCUGCCCGGCUGGACACCAAUGAGCUGCUGACAGUCCUGCGGCAGUGCGUGGCCAGCCCUGAGGCCCGCGCCCCCAAGCCCUAUGUGUCCCAGAUCUCUGAGUACAAGCUCGAGCUGGCUGUCAAGUUUAAGGAGCUUCGGGCCUCCUGCCGCCGCGUGGCCAAUGUGGACAAGAGCCCAACUCACAUGCUGGCAGCCAUCACAGGCAGCUUCCAGGUGCUGAGCAGCCUCAUUGAAACGUUCGUGCGGCUGGUGUUCAUUGUGCGCUCCGAGGCCCAGCGCCAAGAGCUGCUGGCCAAGGUAGAAGAGGUGGUGAGGAACUACACUUUCCUGCUGCGUGCAGCUGAGGAAUCCACCACCCGGAACCUUAACCAGCAGCAGCAGCAGCAGGAGACAGCAGCAGCUAUAGGGGCCGCCACGGGGCACCCUCCGGCCUCCCCAACUUCUGCGACUGUUAUGAGCACAUUCACCCGCUCCUUAAAAACCCUCAUUAAGUAGGCCAUCUGCCCAGGCCUGCCCUCCUUCCCCAGCCACAGCCCCAGGUUUGAGCUUUGUGGUCCUUGCAUCUUGUGGUGAGUGUGUUUGUCUGCUGGGCCAGUCAGGGUCUGUGAGCCUCCAGUCUGCAGGGAGUGGAAACUGCCUGGAUUGAGGCUGUCCCUUAGGGCUCCAGGCAGCUGCCACCCUGGAUGUCCUCACCCCUACCCUGGCCUCUGGGCGUCACUGUGAGGGCCAAGGCCCCCAUCACUACACCCACCGCAGAGCUGUAUUCUAUCUCUUCUCCAGAGCUGACAGGUGACAACAGUCUCACUUCUGCUCUAUCUGGGGGACCACAGCAGCUGGGGCCUGAAGCAGGCAGGCCCACAGGCCUUGAGCUCCUCCCAGAGUCUGCUCCCCUCCAAAGGUGCAGUGGCAGUAGCAGCAGGCCACAGCAACAGCAUAGCAAGCAGAGCGGAGAGGGCCUUCAGCCCAGAUGUGCCCACCCACCCUGGGCUCACACUUACUCGGCAGGAGCCCCCACAGAGGGCCUGUGCCCAGGUGGCAGGUCUGCAGAAAACAGCCCUGAGGAGCUGUUUGCAGCCAGUCCAGCUGGCUAGCAGCCUUGGGAGCCCUAGCCCCCGGGGCCCAGUAGCUCCACACCAGCCAUCCCCAAACUGCCCUGUCCCUUUGGUGGACAGGGCGGCUCAGUCCACUAGGGAGCAAGCAUCUGGGAUUACCCCACUCAUUCUGGGUAACGUACCUGAUGAAAAUGUCUGCUCUGGGGAGAUCCAGCCCAGGCCUCGGAGCCUGCCCAGUCCGGCCCAGCCCAGCACACAGGCUGUCACUGCAGGUGUGCGGCUCUUCUCUCAACAUCUACCAGAUGGACUGUCCUUAGGAGCUCGACUUAGCUACGGAC
This is a messenger RNA of Manis javanica (Malayan pangolin), 6712 nucleotides long. It is a transcript of the gene FRMPD3, whose product is annotated as FERM and PDZ domain containing 3. Gene Ontology annotation, molecular function: protein binding. NCBI's taxonomy places the organism in Eukaryota, Metazoa, Chordata, Mammalia, Pholidota, Manidae. The record is from RefSeq and is a predicted model, not a curated record. Gene Ontology annotation, cellular component: cytoskeleton.